This is a messenger RNA of Silurus meridionalis, 1445 nucleotides long. RefSeq names its product diablo, IAP-binding mitochondrial protein a (gene diabloa). NCBI's taxonomy places the organism in Eukaryota, Metazoa, Chordata, Actinopteri, Siluriformes, Siluridae. The record is from RefSeq and is a predicted model, not a curated record. Gene Ontology annotation, cellular component: mitochondrion. The transcript is spliced from 6 exons. Bases 150 to 947 code for a protein of 265 amino acids. Gene Ontology annotation, biological process: neuron apoptotic process; intrinsic apoptotic signaling pathway in response to oxidative stress.
AAUGCGCGAGCCCCUGCAUUGUCAGAUUCAGCUGGAGACAGCGAAAGGUUUCAGUCUUUCUUUAAUUACUGCUUGGGAUAAAAUAUUCAAAAUAAAAUAUUUAUAGGCUGCAUUUAUAUCGAUUUGGAUCACCAGCUAUAAUCGCGGAAAUGCAGGCUUUGGGACACUGCGGUUUGUGCGUGUCGAGGGGAUUUUUUCAGAGCCGGACCAACUUCCUGCUGACGCGAGCCAACAUGGCUGCCAUCCGUCAAGCUGCAGCGUGUUUUCAUUUAGUCAGAGCCACAGCCAGUGGGAUUUUCAUGAACAGAAAACCAGUACUGCGGCUUCUGCGCCUCUCAGAAAUGAUGCAGGCAAACGUUAUGUCCUUCAGUGUGUGCAGUGGACUGUCCACUGUUCCCUUCCUACAGCAGGCAGAAAACCUCUCGCAUGAGUCUUUGAUUCGACGGGCAUCCUGCUUGGUCACAGACAGCGCCAAUACCUACCUUUCCCAAACCACCAUGGCUCUUGUAGAUGCCCUCACACUUUAUACGAAGGCUUUGCACACCCUCAUCGCUCUACAAAAGCGCUAUUUGGCAUCAAUUGGAAAACUCACUCCUGCUGAGGAAGACAGCAUUUGGCAAGUGCUCAUUGGCCAACGAGUGGAGGUUGGAGACAGGCUGGAUGACUGUAAACGCUUUGAAUCAAACUGGAUGAAUGCUAUCAGCCUCUGUGAAAUGUCAGCAGAGGCUGCCUACAAUGCAGGAGCAGAACAUGCAUCCAAUGCAUUAAAGAGCAGUGUGGAAGCAGCACAGUCUAAGGUAGAGGAAAUGAGAAAACUGCAGCUGGCAGCACAGAAGAGUCUGGCUGAAAUGAAAGCCGAAGAGAUUCAGAGAAUGGCUGAGUAUGCAUCAAGCAUCAACAUACAGGAUCUGGAGGAUGUUCCAGAGGCGUACCUCCGUGAGGACUGAGAAAGCACAUAAUGAUUGAGAAAUAAUGAUUAUUAUUAUUGUUUUUUUUUUUUUUUUUGGUGAACAACUGAUUUAAGUUAUUGUCUAGCAUCAGUGCAAGCACAGAGCCUUUCAGCUGUGAAAAUAUAGUACAGCUGAGAACCAGCGAUUUAUUAUUAUUUAUAUUUGUUUUGGGUUAGAAUAUGAAAUGGAUUGGAAUAUAAUUUCAAGGCAUUGAAUUACAGACUAAUUUUGUUAAUGCAUAAGUUGCAUUAUGGGUAUUCAUUUUAAUAUCUUCCUACCAUGCUUUGCUGUCAUCUUGUUAAAAGUGGUGCUAUAAUAUCUAUAUUGUUUUUGGAAAAGAAAUGCAUGUCAUAGCUUAUAAUUACAUCUUACAUAUUUCUCAAAUGGAAGCCAUCAAAUUGACCGGAUGAUGUACACUAAUCUGCGAUUCUUUCGAAAAUGUACGUAUUGCUGCUUUAUUUUAUGUAAAUAAAAACUUAUUUUUUUAUAAAUGCA